AUGGCUAGCGCGGCCACAUCGUCUUCUGCUACUGCAAAUGCUUUCGCCAAAUUUCCUCCGCCGUUUUCCUCGGCGGCGCAAUUACCGCCGACAUUUUCACUUCCCCGUCGCCGAUCAACCUCCGCCGCCCGUCGUAUCUGUGCUUCCGCAUCGGCGGUGACUCCGGUACGUACCAAGCCGGAUGAUUUGGUGGAAGACAUUAUCUCCAAGGUUGUGCAAACAGACAGGGGGGUUCUACUAAGAAGUGAAGAACACCGAAAGGUUGCUGAAUUAGCAGAAGAGUUGCAAAGAUUUUGCGUUGAUGAGCCGGUGAAGUGUCCUCUUAUAUUUGGAGAGUGGGAUGUGUUGUAUUGCUCGAAUCCCACAUCGCCAGGUGGUGGCUACCGAAGUGCAGUUGGUCGACUUGUGUUUAAAACAAAGGAAAUGAUGCAGGCUGUUGAAGCCCCAGAUAUAGUGAGAAAUCGGGUGUCGUUCUCUCUUCUUGGUUUCUUAGAUGGAGAGGUUUCUUUGAAAGGUAAACUGAUACCUCUGGAUGAAAAAUGGAUACAAGUGGUGUUUGAGCCACCUGAACUAAAGGUUGGCGGAUUGCAGUUCAAAUAUGGUGGGGAGAGUGAAGUAAAACUCCAAAUCACAUACAUUGACGAGAAGAUCAGACUCGGAAAGGGCUCCAGGGGUUCUCUGUUUGUCUUCCAAAGAUUCAAAGCAUAG
Molecule: messenger RNA, 708 nt
Organism: Striga hermonthica
Lineage: Eukaryota; Viridiplantae; Streptophyta; Magnoliopsida; Lamiales; Orobanchaceae
Source: the annotation of a GenBank genome assembly